AUGCUCGCUGGUCGAUCAAUAUCCAGCCUGUGCCGGCGGGCAGUACAGGUCCACACCUCCCUCCCUCCAUAUGCCGCCCUUGGUUCCAUCCGUACCUUAAAAGCGGUCAAGAACAGCAAGGAUAGCAAGGUCAACAGGGCUGCACUCCUCGAAAACGCCGAAGAUGUUUCCAGUACCGUUGUCGCUCCGAACGUUCAGGAAUUUCAGUUGAGGAGGUACAAGCCGCGGACACCCGGUCUUCGUCACAGAGUCACUGUCGUCAAUGAUCACCUCUGGAAGGGCAAGCCGCACCGUCCUUUGACCAUCGCCAAGCGUGGUACGGGAGGAAGAAAUAAUACCGGAAGAAUCACUGUUCGUCACCGUGGUGGUGGUGUCAAGCGACGUAUCCGUAUGGUCGACUUUACCCGCUCUCAGCCCGGUCCUCAGGAUGUUCAAAGGAUUGAGUACGACCCUGGACGAUCUGCGCAUAUCGCUUUGAUUAAGCACCGUGCGACGGGUACGCUUUCAUACAUUCUCGCCUGUGAUCGUCUUCGCGCCGGCGAUGUCGUUGAGUCCUUCCGUGCCGGUAUCCCGAAAGACUUCUUGGGUUCGCACGGCGGGCAAAUCGAUCUUGGUAUGCUUGCGGUCAGGACCAUUAUCCGUGGUAACUGCCUUCCCAUCAGCAUGAUUCCCGUUGGUACCAUCGUCCACAACAUCGGUAACACGAGGUACGGACCAGGAAAGUUCGUCAGGUCUGCGGGAACCUAUGGCCGUGUUCUUGCGACAGGACAGGAGGGAUACGCGAUCGUUAAAUUGCAGAGUGGAGAGACUAGGAAGGUUCCGGUGAACGCGUGCGCGACGGUUGGUGUUGUGUCGAACAUCAACCACCGGCACAGGAAGAUCGGUAAGGCUGGUAGGAACCGGCUCCGUGGUAUUCGUCCAACGGUUCGUGGUGUGGCUAUGAACGCUUGCGACCAUCCUCAUGGUGGUGGUCGUGGUAAGUCCAAGGGUGGUAAGGAUCCACGAUCUAUCUGGGGUUUGAAGAAGUUUGUCAAGACUGUGAGGAAGGUGAACAAGUUCGUGGUCCAAAAGAGACCACCUGGUAUUAGAAGAUAA
Messenger RNA from Saitoella complicata NRRL Y-17804, 1095 nucleotides. Its product is annotated as mitochondrial ribosomal protein of the large subunit. Lineage: Eukaryota; Fungi; Ascomycota; Saitoellomycetes; Saitoellales; Saitoellaceae. Gene Ontology annotation, biological process: cytoplasmic translation. The transcript is spliced from 2 exons. The record is from RefSeq and is a predicted model, not a curated record. Gene Ontology annotation, cellular component: ribosome; large ribosomal subunit. Gene Ontology annotation, molecular function: transferase activity; RNA binding; structural constituent of ribosome. The coding region runs from base 1 to 1095 and encodes 364 amino acids.